Messenger RNA from Plectropomus leopardus (leopard coralgrouper), 2629 nucleotides. RefSeq names its product nuclear receptor subfamily 1, group H, member 3 (gene nr1h3). Gene Ontology annotation, biological process: positive regulation of transcription by RNA polymerase II; negative regulation of transcription by RNA polymerase II; cell differentiation. Gene Ontology annotation, molecular function: RNA polymerase II cis-regulatory region sequence-specific DNA binding; zinc ion binding; nuclear receptor activity. The record is from RefSeq and is a predicted model, not a curated record. NCBI's taxonomy places the organism in Eukaryota, Metazoa, Chordata, Actinopteri, Perciformes, Serranidae. Gene Ontology annotation, cellular component: RNA polymerase II transcription regulator complex.
GACUCUUUCCUUCCUGCUCGCCGUCUUCAAGAUAUCGAGUCAUUUAACUUCUGCCCAAUACGUCACCGGGGUUUGGCAUCUUUAACACUCAGCGGCCAAGCAAGUCCUCCGUCAGCGCAGGGAUAUCGACAGACUGAGGUUGAGGACUCACAUGGGCAGGAUGUAUAGACGAUAAAGAUAUCAGCUUCUGAGGUAAGGUACACGUUGAUUUCGUAAUGACAAGCUGCUGUGCAGAAGAUGUCCACGCUGUCUGUGACUGAUAUCCCAGAUGUUGGUCAUGAUGAAAGUAAGGUGUUUGACGGGGCCUCUGAGCUGCAGCUGGACUGCAUGGUUGAGGAGAGCAGUGGAAGCACCACAAUGAAGCACGACGGCCUGCUGUCGCUGGCUGACCUCUCCCAGCCAGAUGACUUCCCCGUCCCCCCCCAUAACGGCCCUUCACUAAGUGACAUGAGCAGCCCUCUGCCGGUGGAGCCGAGCGACAUUAAGCUGGAUCCAUCUGCAGGCGACUCAUCUGCCAGCACAGAUGGUCAGCCAGUGAAGAGAAAGAAAGGACCUGCGCCGAAGAUGCUGGGCAAUGAGGUGUGCAGCGUGUGUGGUGACAAGGCCUCCGGUUUCCAUUACAACGUGUUGAGCUGCGAGGGCUGCAAGGGCUUCUUUCGCCGCAGCGUCAUCAAAAGUGCCCAGUACAACUGCAAGAACAACGGCCGCUGUGAAAUGGACAUGUACAUGCGGCGCAAGUGCCAGCAGUGCCGCCUGCGCAAGUGUCGGGAGGCGGGCAUGCUGGAGCAGUGUGUGCUCUCUGAGGAGCAAAUCAGACUGAAGAAGAUGAAGAAGCAGCAGGAGGAGGAAACGGCCCGCACGUCCGCGGUGGUCACGCCCACCCCUCCACAGGAAGCAGCCGCACUGGACCCACAGCAGCAGGACAUGAUUGAGAAGCUGGUGGCCAUGCAGAAGCAGUGCAACAAGAGGUCCUUUCUUGACCGACCGAAAGUGACGCCGUGGCCACAGAGUCAGGACCCACAGAACCGAGAAGUACGUCAGCAGCGGUUCGCCCACUUCACUGAGCUGGCGAUCAUGUCGGUCCAGGAGAUUGUGGAUUUUGCGAAGCAGCUUCCUGGUUUUCUGGAGCUCACGAGGGAGGAUCAGAUCGCUCUAUUAAAGACGUCCACCAUUGAGAUUAUGCUGCUGGAGACAUCUCGACGGUACAACCCCGCUAUCGAUAGCAUCACAUUUCUUAAGGAUUUCAGUUAUAAUAAGGAGGAUUUCGCCAAAGCAGGGCUUCAGUUUGAGUUCAUCAACCCCAUCUUUGAGUUUUCGAAAGGAAUGAACGACCUGCAUCUGGACGAGGCAGAAUAUGCCCUGCUCAUUGCCAUCAACAUCUUUUCUGCAGACCGGCCAAAUGUGCAGGAUCACGAUCUGGUGGAGAGGUUGCAGCAGCCCUACGUGGACGCACUGCGCUCUUACAUCAUGAUAAAGAGACCAAAUGAUCAUUUGAUGUUUCCCCGCAUGCUGAUGAAGCUGGUGAGCCUCCGUACUUUAAGCAGCGUCCACUCUGAGCAGGUUUUCGCCCUCCGCCUCCAGGACAAGAAGCUUCCCCCGCUGCUCUCUGAAAUUUGGGAUGUGAAUGAGUGACUGCAGACCUGAUGUCACACUCUUUUUGAAGCCUGAGACGGACACGGCACCCAGCAGGAACACUGACUCAUUCCUGCCCAUCUGGUCAGGGAUUAGUGAGAUUUUCGUCUUUCGUGGGAGGAGAGCAUCGUCGCCCUUUGCUCUCAGACGGACCGCUAAACAGUUUGUGUUGACAAGAAGAAACAUGAACGAGUAGUUGUCUUUGAGCCUUUUGUUGUUCUUACUUUUCUGUAGAUGCUGACGUGGUUAUGGCGAUAUUAAAUACCAGCAUCAGGCUCUUUCGCCAGUUUUCUUUGAUUUAAUAUUUGUUGAAAGUUAUGUCAGUUUAUAGUGCAGUUCUAUACUCAUCCUCUAACCAAUAGAAUCUGAGCAGGUCUUGGCUGUGUCUGCUUCAAACAUCAGGAGCUACAGUUGAAACAGUGAAUUAUUUUUUUGCAGUCGUGCAAUAGGUGGAAACGGAUACAGAGUUAAGCAUGAGCAGACGCGUAUCUGCUGUUCACUUUAUUGAUGUUAGGGUAAAACGGUAGGCCAUCGGGCUUGUGACAUGGUGACAGGUAGUUUGUGUUUGUUUUGGAGAAAGUGCAGAAAUCACAAGGUCGGUGUAGUCGCUCAGGUAAAGUAAUGUGAAGUAGACCUCCUGAAAUUGGAGGCUUCUUUAAUUUCCAGUAGAUUUCUUCCAAGUGCAUAAGGGACCCUUUUGGUCAUUUCUAGAUGCCCAUUAACUUUCAUGUAAAUUGUGUAUUUAUUUUCACAAAUGUAUAGAGAGUGCACACAUGAAAAGUAUCCACGAGAUUGUACAAUCACAUACUAACGCAAAGUAAAACUCUGCAGGCUGUGCCCUCAUUAAAGGGAUGGUUUGGAUUUUUGGGGUUGUACGGGAAACGUAUCCAUUGACAGUGUUUUAGUUACAGUCGAUUUCAGUCGGCACGCCUCCAAUUUGGAGAAGCAGGUUGGAGUCCGACAAAAAAAACUAAGAAACGUGCUGCUGUGGACGGGG